Chondrus crispus (carragheen) is the source of this 3881-nucleotide messenger RNA. RefSeq lists its product as hypothetical. NCBI's taxonomy places the organism in Eukaryota, Rhodophyta, Florideophyceae, Gigartinales, Gigartinaceae. Bases 1 to 3837 code for a protein of 1278 amino acids. Gene Ontology annotation, biological process: proton transmembrane transport. The transcript is spliced from 2 exons. Gene Ontology annotation, cellular component: membrane. Gene Ontology annotation, molecular function: sodium:proton antiporter activity. The record is from RefSeq and is a predicted model, not a curated record.
AUGCCGCCGGACUGCGACGCCUUGGAGUGCCGCGACCACUUCACCAUCCUCAUCUUCCCGUUCUUGGCCCUGUUCAUCGGUGUCCUCUCCAUGCCGCUGUCGCGCCUCAUCCACAUCCCCUACACCCUCUUCCUCCUCGUCAUCGGCAUCGUCAUCGGCCUCAUCGGCUGCCGCGUCAACCUCUCCUGGCUCUCCGUCUCCCUGCUCCAGUGGGUCCAUCUCAACCCGCCCACCAUCUUCUUCUACAUCUUCCUCGCCCCUUUGAUCUUUGAGGCUAGCUUCAACGCCAGGUGGCAUGUUUUUAAGAGACUCCUCAUGCCCAUUUUGACCGCCGCUUUCCUCAUCGUCAUCCUGCAGUGCGCCCUCAUCGCCUCAUUUCAGAUGCUCGUCAUCAGGUAUGACGGAUGGAACUGGUGGGCCGCUCUCAUGUUUGGCUCUAUGCUUUCGGCCACCGACCCGAUUAGUGUCACCGCCACCCUCAAGGCCCUGGGAGCCUCCGAGUUUCUCAACACCCUCAUUGAGGGAGAGUCUCUCGUUAAUGAUGGCUCCGCCUUCGUCCUGUGGGAGGCCUUUAUUGAGAACACCAUCGACUCUGAUGCUCUCAGCAAAGGGCAGAUCGUCCUCAUGGUCUUCAAGCUCAGUCUGGGUGGCAUGCUCAUGGGUGUCGCCUUUGGCAUCAUCGCGCUCGUUAUUCUGGGUCUCGUCUACGAUGAAUUCGAGGUUGAAACCUCACUCACCGUCAUCGUCGCCUUCUUGGGCUUCUGGACUGCCCAGUCCCCUUCCAAGCUCUCGGGAGUCAUCUGCAACGUCGCCUCGGGCCUCACCAUCUCGGCCUUUGGGCGCCACUUGAUCACCCCGGCCGUGCGCGGGCCCCUCGCAGAGUUUUGGGAACUCCUGGGCUGGAUUGCAAACACCAUCGUCUUUGUCCACGCCGGCCUGCUCCUCUCCGCCUUCUCCUGGUCCUGCGCCGGUGAUCCCAACACGUAUGUCGACUACCUCCUCAUCUUUGGAUAUUACCUCUUCUUGCAGUUUAUUCGCAUGGGACUCAUGCUUAUCUUCCAGCCCUUGAUGUCCGUGGGCAACAAGUGGUAUCGAUGGAAGGAAGCUGUCGUCGUUGGGUUCAGCGGCCUUCGUGGAGCUGUGUCUCUGGUGCUCGCCCUCGAAGUUGCCGGCAAAUCCGAGAUUGAUGAGAGAAUCAAGUCAAGAGUCGUCUUGUGGGCGACGGGUGUUGUCGCCCUGAGUCUGCUGGUCAAUGGUUUCUUGAUCAAGCCGCUUAUCAAGUCGUUGAAGCUUGAUAAGGCCAAGAAAUCUCGCGAGGACUUUUUACAUCGCGCCCGCGCCAUCAUGGUCCAGCGUUCCUUUGUCAUUCUCGACCGCCUUUGCAUUGAGACGGGCUUCAAAUCGGCGCGUUGGUCGUACGUCGUUAAGAACGUCCUUCUUGACGAAUGGCUGGAGGACAGCGAACACGGCGACGAUUACCGUGAGGCCUUGGAGCAGAUCAUGGACAACAACCAGGCGUCUCACCGAAAGAGUCUAGAAAUCGUCGGCAAUGAGGCUCGACUCACAAAGAUGCACAACGACUUUAGUAAGAGGAUCAGUAUGGGCCAGGUUUCCGAAAGGUACAGCCUCGCUGGAACGGCCGAUAUUACGACACACAGUGGCAUGCACGCGGGUUCCCCGGUGAUGUUUUCGGGUGCACUUGCCAGCCCUCGGGGAGGAGUCGCAAGUCCCUCUGGCAUCCGAAGCCCUGCCGGGCCGUUGAGCAUGGAUGGUGCUGGCCUCGUCCCUCUUUCGCUCGGUAUGGGCGCCAUGCAAGGCGGAAACUACAGCCUGGAAGGCGGCGGCACCAACCGACGCUCCAUCGACGCAGAUGUUGCCCGCUAUCAACGUGGUGGUGAGCGCCCAGAGAAAUUGACCCAAGCACGCAUUCAUCUCGAAGUGGCUGCCUUGCACCGCAAGGCGCUGGAAGGGCAGACAUUCGAACUCUCCGACGACGACCGUGAGGUGCAGAGGCGUCUGUUGACCGCAAUCCUCUCGCAUGUGAGGGCGAUUUCAAACGCUAGUCUCGUCGAGUUCAACGUACUUCACAACCUGGAAGAGGAUUGCCAACUCGCACUCGAUGCCAACGACGAGGGCAAGGACUAUGAUCUCUUCUCCUUCCUCGACAAUCGCGGUCGCCAGACAGGCAAGAAUCCGCUGUACAAGUCAUAUUUGCGACUUAUUGAAGGCAAGCGUCUCAAGGGUCAGACAUCAAUCACAACGGCAGUGCUCGUAUUCGGGAUCCUCACUGAAAUUCUCAAGGCAGAAAUUUUGCACUCUUCCCCCAUCGUCCAACUCCAGGCUGAGCAUCUGUACGAGGCAGCAGCCGCACUCCUCAACCGCCUCGAGACUCUCAACCCAUACGCAUUUGAAUGGGUGCAGUCGCAAUUCGCCAUCUACGUCACCUCCAAGAAGCAGGAUGAAGUGCUCUCAGACAUGCUCGCAAGCGGAAUCGUCGAUCAACAAGAGUAUGGUAUCAUCCACGAGGAACUGGUCCAUGUCAGAAGGGACCACGUCCGCAGUCGACAUUCACUCUUCUACCGCGGCAGGAAUAGAUUGGCGGUACGUCCCAAACCUCGCGCCAUGGUCCGUGAACAUCCGCUGUUCUCAGGCUUGCCUAUGCAGCUAAUGUCAAGCAUAGUUGACCGCUAUGGUGAGCUGGUGCACCUCAAGGGCGGACAGUCUGUGCAAGCCGACAAGGGCUCGUUGGUGCUUGUGUUGGAAGGAGCCAUCCGACCGUUAGAGGAUCAUUCCGCGCCGGGACAAGUCUCAGCCGUUGUUGCCGGGCAAUUACAACAGAACAACUCAAGCGGGAGCGGUAGUGCCGUGGAGGAGAGGGGCGCUAAGGAGAAGGUCUUCACCCCCUUGGCUUCAGGAGCAACCAUGCAUUGGUGCUUCCCAGCACACAACGGUUUCUGCAGCCCCACGCUGACCCUUCACGCACACGCCGCCGAUGCCGGUGGACCAAUCGCCAUCGCCCAAGAGCGUGCCACAGAUUCGCAGUUCUGCUGCUGCGAAAUUGCCGGGGAUGCAACUGUCUUCACAUUGGCUGUGAAUCACGUUCGCCGUUUGGCACAGGAAAGCGAGACCUUCCGCAUGGAAAUUACGAGGUCUCUUGCUCGCGAAAUUGUACUAGAGUCUGUGUCCGAUCAGAGACCUUAUUCACUCGCUCAUUUCAUGGAUGCCUCCGGUGCCGAGGACGUGAGCACGGUAGUAGGAAGGGCCUUCCGCGUACUGGAAAGGCUACCGUACAUGACCGUCCUUGCUCUGGAAGCAGGGGAAACAUCAGCAUCCCACGUGCAAGGCCCUGGUGUUCUCCUCAACGGCAAGGUGAGAGUGUCCAUCGUGGACACGAGUGGACUCGUGGGGGCUGUGAAUUUAUUGCAUGAGGAACUUACGGGCCCCGCCCUACUGCCCGCCGGUGGUCUCAUUCUGCAGGAGGUACACAACCCAGACGGUACUUCGCAGGUAGGGUCCGAAGUCGACGACGCUGGGCACCAUCAACCACCACUGCCAGCCGUACCGCCACCAUUUUCAUCGGACAUGGCCGUGGAGGCUGCAGAAGCAGCGCAAGAGUUGCUCGAGUUCACCGAGAAGAGACGAGACUCGCGGGGAGAGGUAGUGCCAUCCCGUGUCCUCGCGCAUGUGUUGAUCGAAGAAAUUUCGGAAACUGACGUCACGGCGCUGCGGCGACUGAAACGCUGGAGCGGCAGAGAACUUCAGAUUGAUAUGAACGGUCGCUUUGGUAUGUUUCGCCACGUCGACAUGCAUUCCUUCAAUGGCAUGAAGGUGGAAUAGCAACACACAAAUAUUGAGAUAAUAAGAUAAAACGGCUUUGAAAA